Microthlaspi erraticum is the source of this 693-nucleotide messenger RNA. Lineage: Eukaryota; Viridiplantae; Streptophyta; Magnoliopsida; Brassicales; Brassicaceae. The record is from the annotation of a GenBank genome assembly.
AUGAUUUGCGAGAAGAGGAGCCUGAGCUCGAUCGAGCUGAGGAUCGAGCUGAGAUCAGGCCAGGAGAGUGCGGAUUUGGGUGAGCCUGAGUGCUAUUACUUUGAGGAGUAUGAGGCUCCAAGGAUGAACCCCUCUGUUGUGGCUGCCCACAAGAGGAUUGGACUUCUCCAAAAGUUCAACAAAUGGCAAGGGAAAGCCAUUGAGAAGAUGCAAAAGUCCAUGGACAAGAUGGUGAGCAAGAUCAAAAGUUUGGAGAAGAAGAGCCUCACAGAGCCUCUUCUUUCGAGCCAAGGGAAGGAGAAGACAACACGCAGAGAAGGAGGAAGAGUUCCAAGGCCAGACGCUCCAGCUCGACCACCGGACUCGAUCGAGUCCAAACAGAGGAAACUCAACUCGAUCGAGCUGACGGUCGAGUUGACCUGGAGGAGCCCCUGUUUGAGAACCCUGGAUUCGAGUACGAUCCAACGCUACCAGGACUUCUCCAGACCACUGGACCCCUACAACAGCUUCGAGCAAGCACAGCUCCACCAAGGCCAAGGGAGCCACACACAUUUCGAUGAAGAAGAGGAGAAGAGGAGCCGCAAGCUCGAUCGAGUGAGCGCAAGAGGAACCCAGUUGCAGUGGAGUGCUCCUGAUGGCCGUCUACCAUCUCCAGACCACGACCUAGCCUCCCAGUUCUUUGGGGGGCACUGA